GAAUAAGCAUGAGAAAGACAGAGAGACUACGGCUGGUAGAGAAAGACAAGGCAGUUUAUUUUUGCUCGUAUUGGGUGUAAGGAGAAAAACGGGGAGAUAUACGAUUAAUCAUACAAAGCAACAAGUGACAAAUCAAGAAUGACUAAUGCAAGUGAUCGGAUAGAUUUAGAUCUUGCACAAACAAGGUUCACCAGCUCCAGUCUUACUGAAGACAGCAGACUUUUGGAGACCGUGAAAGCCUUUGCCCAUUUUGGAGCUUUCAUUUUCACCGGUCUCUUCACGUACCUCAUCAUAGUGACUGUGCGUGACUCUCCUGAGUUGUAUCAAAAUCCUCGCUACGUCCUGUUGUGUCAGCACUGCCUCUGCGUGACUGGCUUCAACAUCAUGGGUGCAACGGUGCACAGUUUACGCAGCCUCCGCUGGCCCCUCUCUCGAAUUACCUGCUGGAUCCUCUAUGACCUGCUGGUGGUGAUGGCACGAGGUUUGAUGAUCACCCUCGUGCUGAUGUCUGUAAACACUUGUCUCUCUAUUUGCAUGCCACUUAGAUACCCAGUGCUGGUCCAGCGCUACCGCCACUGGGUAAUGCUGGGGUCUUGCGUCUUUGUUUUGUUCAACCCUGUGGUGUUCACUGUCCAAGCCUGCUCUCGCUACCCUUGGGACUACGUGAUUGGACCGGACACAGAGUGCUCGACGGCUUUAGAGGGCACGGCUUGCAUCGUCAGUGCUUUAGUACAGUUGUCAUUGAUGAUUAUGCUUAUCAUCGGAAGCUAUGUGGUGAUUUACUUGGAGGGCAGACGUGCUGGCCAUUUCACACCUUCCAAUAGCAAGGGCCGCCGCACCAUCCUCAUCCACAGCUUGCAGAUGAGCUUGCACAUCUUCCCCUCGCUCAUUAUCAUCUCCCGGCAUCAGGAGAGACUAGCUGUGGCACUCACUCUUUAUAUUGUUUUUUGCUGUGCACAGUCAUUGAGUCCUGUGGUGUUUGGCCUUCUCUGCAGAGAGCUCUACAAGAAGAUGCCACGUUUUCGGGUCGAUUGUGGUAGCUGUGGCCACAUCAGGAGCAUGAAUAACACCAGCACUGGGACAGCCAGUAAAGAGAGGAACGCCUCUACCAGCACGACCACAGGCAACCUGUCUGUAGUUAUCUCAGAGUGUGACAAAAAAGACAUGUCAGAUAUCACAAAGUAAACCGUGUCUUUAAGUGGGAUUUAGAUUGAACUGUACAAAUGUAAGUUUAGUUGAGUGCAGUUUAGAAAUAAUUCACAAACAAGUUGUACAAAUUAAAUCAGUUUUUGUCAGUGGGAGUGACUGACAUUUGUUCUGUAAAAUACUUUAAUGUCCCUCAUGUACAUAUUAUUUAUUGUAUAAAGCAUUUUCAUGGUAUAUUACCUGUAUGAAUUUUUUCUUUGUGUUUCAAUUCUCAAUGCAGUUUCUAUAUAUAUUGCUUAUUUCAAUCCAACAUCCUGUAUUGUCACCAUGGUAAUCUCACAAUAAUGAAUGAACUUUAAGUGGAGGCACACCAACACUAUACACAUUUUCCAACACAUAAAUCCACUUAAAAGCUCCUUAGUGGAGACUCCGAGAUUGGAAAUAAUGGGGUCAGACAGUGGGAGACAUACAAAACCUGCACUGUUGGUGUGCCUUUAAGGGUUGGGAAACACUGGCCUAGAUGUAACAUGAUGGAAAAUAUUUGAUGGAUUGUGAUAUACUUUUAAAUACCAUGUAUAUUGUUAUUUAUUUAUGUAUAUAGUGAAGUCAGCUGAUAUCUGUGAUGCACACUUUAAUUUCUAAAUACAGUAUGAAAAUUACUGUAAAGUUCUGUUAAUAUUUUGUAUUGUACCAAUGUCAAUUUGACCUUUAUUUGAUCAUACAAUUGCAAACUUUAACAUAUGCACAUUUUUUCUAUGCAUAAUGAAGUUCAGUAAAAAUUGUCAGUAUGUAAUGUUGUUAUUAAUAAAUGAAAAUGAUACAAAUUGUAUGUUUACAUGAAUGAUUGAAACAUAUGUUUGUGAUAAGAACUAUAUUUUAGCAGGAAUUUCCAAAUGGCACAAAGAUACUAAGGUUUUAGUUAGCAGUUUGCUCAACAUGACAAAUGUGAUCUUAGUGUACUUUACAUUUCAUAUCACACAACACUGCUUUGGUUGUAAUGAACUCUUAAUAGAAUUUAAUGGAUGUAAUUAUUGACUAAAUUAUAAUCUAAAUUGCUCUAAAGCCGUUUAUGUUUUCUGAG
Messenger RNA from Misgurnus anguillicaudatus (oriental weatherfish), 2227 nucleotides. The record is from RefSeq and is a predicted model, not a curated record. NCBI's taxonomy places the organism in Eukaryota, Metazoa, Chordata, Actinopteri, Cypriniformes, Cobitidae.